CUCAGAAUAAGUUUCCACCUCCGACAGAACACAACAAGCUUUGACAUGACAUGAAAAUAACGCUUUAGUUUUACAUCUCUUCUUAGGAUUCCAGAAACCAUUCAGAGUCGUCUGGCAUACUUUCACCUUUUUCAAUGGUGAAAAACUGAUUUAUAACCAAAAUAAUGAGUAGCAUUUUAUGUUUCCGGCUUGAAAUUAAGGUGUUACAAUCUUAAAAGUACAAAGCCAUAAAGCGGAGAUCAAGUCGGACUAAGCUUUCCAAAAUGUACCCCAACACCUCUACAGUCAUACACCGUCAGUACUUGACUUUCCAGUACUAUCUUUUCCCAUCGGUGUACAUCCCCGUGUUGAUUUUCGGACUAAUUGGAAAUCUGGGAGCUUUGUAUUACUUCAUAUUUAAAAUCAAACAAAGGUCCCCUUCUAACGUCUACAUCGUGAACCUCGCCGUGGCCGAUACGCUUUUCCUGUGCACCUUGCCGUUUCGUAUCCACUACCAUGUGAACGAAAGCAAAUGGGUGUUUGGAGACGCCAUGUGCCUCAUCACCGGCACGCUCUACUUCGCCAACAUCUACAUCAGCAUCACAUUCAUGACCUGCAUCUGCGUGGACCGCUACAUCGCCACCUUGCACCCUCAUACCUACCUGCAGCUUCGCAACAAGGGUGUCGCCACGAUGGUGAGCGCUGGGGUUUGGGUGAUCUCUGGGGCCGCAAUGUUGGCAUUUAUGUUAAACUGUCCAGGCCGGACUAAUAAGGUAACAUGUUUUGAGGACCUCUCUCCGGAAGAUUGGAACAACUUGGCACCCUUCACUGCAUGCUGUAUUAUUUUUGGGUAUCUCUUGCCUUAUGUGGUCAUAUUGGUGUGUUACCCCAUCGUGGCACGCAGGAUCGGUCGAAUUAAUAACAACACUGCCCGUGGGGCAAGGAGGAUCAUCUACGCAAUCCUGGCUAUCACGGUUGUUUGUUUUCUACCGUAUCACAUCGUGAAUUUAGUUUAUCUCCUGUCACGCAUGAGAUUGAUCGCCGUUGAUGUUUGGAUCCCUCGGAGAGUGACCAUGGCUCUGGUCAGUCUAAACAGCCUACUGGACCCGGUGUUGUACUACUUUGCUACCGGUCACUACAAGUGGAGGAUGAAAAGAUUGAGGUUUAGGAAGAAAAAGGGGGUGUAUUCAAUAUCCAAAGAUUUUUGAGAUGACGGAUUGACCGAAAGCAGGUGUAAAUCUUGCCAUUUUUUGUCUGUAAAACUGAAAACUGAAAAUCACAUUCAAUUCUGUGUACUAAUUUAGAAGAAAAAAUAAGGGGUUUUCAAUGGUCCACACUUUAAGAAAAAGUAACGUUAAUAUGGUAACAUUACACUGUAUAAAAAGAUUUGUUGGUUUAACUUAAAAAGAUUAAGUUAUCUGGUUGUCUUAAAUUUUUGAGUUACUUCAACUUAAAAAAAUAUUAACUAAAAAAAAGAAUUUGUAUCAACUAUUUUUUUUAAGUUGAAUUAACGCAACCAGGUAACUUACUUUAUUUAAUUGAACAAACUUUUUUCCAUACAGUGAAGUGAGAUUACUCACUUGGUACCAAAAAGUACCUCUACACUGUAAAAAAAAAGUAAAACAAUUAGGUUUUUACGGAGCCCGCAAGGGGACAUGGAGCAAAAAUUAAAUAAAGUUUAGUAUUGUGUGUGCACGUGAAACUGUCACAUGCGCAUAUGAAACUUUUGCGUGCGUGUGUGAAACUAUCGGGUUUAGUUUCGCGUACGCACGUGAAAAUAUUGCGUGCUCACGUGAAACUUUCGCGCGUGCGCGCAAAAUUAUUGGGUUAGUUUCGCGUGCGCAUGUGAAACUAUCGCGUGAAACUAUCGCACAAAAAUUCUGCACAUGAAGGUUUCGCGUGAGCACAUGUAACUAAACUUUAGAUUUUUUUACUCCAAUGUCACCUUAGGGGCUUGGUAGGUUUUUGCCAGUCAAUAACUUACUAUAUAAGUGAAUAGUUUACUUAAAUUAUAAAAAUAAAUUAAAAAUUGUUUAACUUAAUUUUUUAAGUAUCAUAAAAAUAUAUGCUGAUUGGACAAAAAUGCUGCAUUUUUUUUUAACUAAUAGGAACUCUUUGGGUGCAAAGCUGUACUAUUUAAAAGGGUACAGUCCCAGUGAGAGCUGGGGAACAUAUUUCGACAAAAAAUCUGAUGUUCAUGACUGUACACACACAUUUAACCAAUCAAAUAAUUAAUAAAUAAAUAAUAAAGUGUUUAAAAAAACUAUUAGAUAACAUAUAUUUGAAAUACAAAAUGUAUGUCCUGUAUGUUCGGAAACACAUGUUUGCAAAUAAAAAUGUUUGA
This is a messenger RNA of Paramisgurnus dabryanus, 2323 nucleotides long. RefSeq names its product P2Y purinoceptor 1. Gene Ontology annotation, molecular function: G protein-coupled receptor activity; oxysterol binding. The record is from RefSeq and is a predicted model, not a curated record. NCBI's taxonomy places the organism in Eukaryota, Metazoa, Chordata, Actinopteri, Cypriniformes, Cobitidae. Gene Ontology annotation, biological process: G protein-coupled receptor signaling pathway. Gene Ontology annotation, cellular component: membrane.